Molecule: messenger RNA, 4074 nt
Organism: Saccharomyces eubayanus
Lineage: Eukaryota; Fungi; Ascomycota; Saccharomycetes; Saccharomycetales; Saccharomycetaceae
Gene: RSE1
Product: U2 snRNP complex subunit RSE1
Exons: 1
Coding region: 1-4074 (1357 amino acids)
Biological process (GO): mRNA splicing, via spliceosome
Cellular component (GO): nucleus; U2 snRNP
Molecular function (GO): U2 snRNA binding; protein binding
Source: RefSeq, a predicted model, not a curated record
AUGUGGGGAGGUGGCAAAACGGCAAUAGUAGGAUUGUCGCCCCACACGGCAGAGAUGCGUCUGCUAUAUGAGCAAGCCACGACGACGAUGAGCUGUAGUAGUUUAAACGAGGGAUUGGAACAAAACAGAAUAGGCAGUGAGCGCAAGACAACCAUGGCUGCUAGAGAUAAUGAGCUGUACUUGUACCAUCUGACGUUGCAGAAGCAGACGAAUUUCGUGCACUCGUGUAUUGGCCACUUCGUGGACCUGGACGCAGGGUCCAAUAAUGGCCAGUCGCAACUGUGCGUUGCCACUGAGACGCACUUAGAGCUCUAUGACACGGCGGAAGGGGAGCUGACACUGAUUACCAGGUUCCAGAACCUGUUCACGACGAUAACAUCGAUGAGGUCGUUGGACUUGCCGCAUGCCGGGUCCACGGCGAAUUCUUCCAAUUGCCCCACUUUCCUAGUGUUGACAUCAGACUCUGGUAAUUUAAGCAUUGUGCAGAUCACUAGGCAUGCAGGCGCGUUCAAAUUAAGGACGUUGGUGAACCAGCCGUUGACCAGGACCACUCUGCGGAGGGCCUCUCCAAUUUCGUACAUGGAAGUUGACCCUAAUGGGCGUUGUAUAAUCCUGUCGUCUGUAGAACAGAACAAACUAUGCUUUCUUGUGGACUUUGCACGAGAACUAAGGAUCUCGUCGCCCUUAGAGAUCAUCAGACCUCAUAUGAUCACGUUAGAUAUGACCGCAUGCGAUGUGAAUUUCAACAACCCGUGCUUUAUUGCCUUGGAAAUGGACAGCAUGGCUGCUUCACUCUCGGUACAUUUGAUAUUUUACGUUUUGGAGUUGGGGUUGAACCAUAUUGUUAAGAAAGCUGAUUAUUCAGUCAAUCCGUCUGCUAAUUUCAUUUUGAGUUUACCGGAUUUGUCGAAGUAUAAUAUAACAACCUCUCUGAAUGAUAAUAACUACGAUCGUGACGAAGACUCUUUGUUYAAUCCCUUUGUUGUAAUUGGAUUUGAAAAUCAUAUACUGAUCAAGGACAUGAACGGUUUCUAUAGUUUGAAAGUACAAAUACCACAAAGGGCCGCUGCAAGCAACCCCCAGAAAUCUGUAACGAUCAUCUCAGGUAUUGUACAGAAGCUUAAAAAUGACUUCUUCGUACUCCUGCAAUCUAACUACGGUGAUCUUUUUAAAUUAACCAUAACUCCGGACAUUAAUGAUAGAAAUAGACCUUUGGUUAAAUUGAGCUAUUUUGAUACAAUCCAAAAUUCCAACCAAUUACACAUUUUUAAAAACGGUUAUCUUUUUGCACUAUCUGAAAUGAAUAACAACUUUCUUUUCCAGUUUGAAAAACUAGGUGUAGAGAAUGACCUCUCCAAGAUUCUAACCUCAAAAGAUCCAAAUAAACCGCUGGUUUUCCAACCAUCUACCAACCUGCAGAAUUUGAGUAUCUUGUCCCAACAGUUAAAUUUGAACCCAUUAGGUAGCUCCCAGAUUUCGAAUGACUCGCCUUUAUCUAUCGUUACUCAACAUCACACAAACAGUAAGCUAUUAACCUUAACAAGCGGUGUAAAUUACUCUAACCUGAUCUCCACUAAUUUGCCACCCAACGCAACAAAAUUGUGGUUGAUACCUCAUCCUGCAGCCACUAACAAUAACAACAACCUCUUGUUCAUUAGUUUCCCUAAAAAGACGAUGAUAUUACAAAUUGACAACGAGUCUAUGGAAGAAUUAACCCCUGAUGAAGUUGCACGUUCGACUUUCAAACUAUCUCAGGACACGACGAUUCAUACCUGUUUGAUGAGCUCACAUUCUAUUAUUCAGGUAUGCACUACAGAAUUGAGACAGAUUGUACCAAUUGAUAAAACCGGGUUCUCUAAUAAAUUGACAUGGGUGCCUCCAGCAGGUAUUCGUAUUAUAUGCGCUACAUCUUCAAAAACCCAAUUGAUCGUAUCACUAUCAAACUACGAGCUAGUCUAUUUCAAGAUAGAUAGUUCCUCGAACUCAUUGAUUGAGCUGACUACACAUCCGGAAUUGGACACAUUGCCUUGUAAACUUGCCGUCGAGCAGGAUAGCCAGCAUAGUGAUUUAUUAGCCAUCGCUGAUGAUGAAGGUAUGAUCAAAAUAAUGUCUCUUAGAGAUCAAAAGGAAGAUUUCUUAACAGUAAUAAGUUUGCAGUUGGUUAACGAAAAAGUCUCUGACAUGAUCAUGGUUAGAGAUCCCUUAACUAGAUUGCUAAAUUUGCAUGUUGGUUUAGUGAAUGGUGUCUACAUGAGAUUUCACAUACAAGAAAUUGAUGGAUUGUUUACUGAUAUAAAAAGACGAUUUCUUGGUUUGAAACCCGUUGUACUGUCAUAUCUGAAUAAGAUAUCUAUGUCCCUAAAUGAAGAGGAAGAGGAAGAGAAAGAGGAAGAGGAAGAGGAAGAGGAAGAUGGAAAUGAAAAAAAAUGGAUUUCAUGCGUUGUUUGCCAUUCCGCUUCUACGUGGGUAAGCUACACGUGGAAUAACAUGUGGAAUAUACGGCCAUUAAACGGCCAAAACAUGUUAAGCUGCUCCAAAUUUGUUAACGCAGACGUACAAAUAAACGGUGUUUGUUCGAUUUCUAACUCAGGGCAUUUAAACAUCGGCCAGGUUUCCGGUUUUCCAACGUGGGAGAAGUGGUUUCAUGUGGAUGAAGUAAGUAUCGAGGAACAAGGGGACAAGAAAGAGGAUGAUGCUGGUGAAGAAAGCGAAGAAGAUGAUGAAGACGACGAGGAAGAAACAUUAAAAAUAUCCACAUUCCAACCUCGUACUAUUUUGUCCUUCCCCAAUAAACCGAAACAUGCUUUGUUCAUCGAGAAUCAUACCGAAGUACCACAAUGCCGUAUAUCAUUAAAAAUCAAUGACGAUUGCAUAAAGCACGCAAAUUCAGAUCGCUCAUUUAAACUAUUAGACAAUGUGCAUUGCAUCUCCGCCACGAUAAUAGACUUCGGGAAAAAGGUCGACCACCUUGUAAUCUCUACUAAAGACAAUAGAUUGAUGACAUACCAAGUAUUGGUAAAUAAGGACAAAUCAUCUUUCGACAUUGAAUUACUUCAUCAAACAAAAACUUUAUCACAAAUACAUUCCAUGCUGAAAUUUAAGAAUCAUUUGCUGGCCGCCAUAGAUUCCACUAUUAUCCUGUAUGGCUUAGGUAAAAAACAAUUACUUAGAAGAUCUGUAACCGAAACACCAGUAUCAAUAACUAAAAUUGUAUCUAUGGAUCAGUGGAAUUACGAAAGGUUGGCUGUUGGGGAUAUACAUGAAUCUGUCACGCUAUUUAUUUGGAAUCCCACAGGGAAUGUUUUUAUUCCAAUGGUGGACGACUCCAUUAAACGUCAUGUAACAACUUUAAAAUUUUUGGACGAGGCAACAAUUAUUGGUGCCGAUAAGUUUGGAAAUGCCUGGACUUUAAGAUGCCCGUCAGAGUGCGAGAACAUCAUAUCAAGUCAUGAGGCUAGUGAAUUAUCAGACGGUACCAUCAAGUACCCAUUGAAUUUGAUCAAUUUACAACAGAGGUUACCUAAUACGUAUGAUUGCAAAUUCAAGUUUGAUGUACUAAACCACCUCUACGUUAAUGAUAUCAUCAUAAAUUUUCAUAUUUUGGACAGCAUCUCAAAUUCUGAUAGGCCAGGUUGUAUCUAUAUGGGUUUACAAGGUACUAUUGGGUGCUUUAUUCCAUUAUUAUCCAAGGGGAAUGUUAUGACCAUGAAAAAGAUCGAGAAAAUAAUGUCAGAGGCUGAUGAUACAUUUUAUAUGGAGUAUGAAUCAAGAAAAAAAAAUAAUAAUAUGCACAGUGAAGAUGACGAAGAGGAACCCGCCAGUGUCGUGUUACACAGGCGAGGUGAUAUAAUUGAUGGAACGAUAUGCGAAGGAUCGUAUUCCAUUGUAGGCAGAGAUCAUCAAAGCUAUAGAAGUUAUUAUGCUCCUGUGCGUAAGGUUAUCGACGGUGACCUAUGUGAAAAUUUCUUGAGACUUUCACUAAACGAACAAGAAUUUUUGGCCAAAGAUCUGAAAAAUAUUCAAAUCAAUGAUAUAAUUCAAAGGAUAAAUGAAGUUAGAACAAAUUAUCUUUAG